AUGUCUUUGAACGAGGAGUACAUCACGCUCAUUCUGGACGAACUCGCAGGCCUGAGCGGGGCCCACCUUGUCAUACCGCUCCGUGAUAUACGCGCAAACUGCUACUACCCAAUCAAAUAUCUGAAGUUCCUCGCCUGGACUAUUUAUUGGCUCGAAGGAACAAUUACCUUAGAUGGCGAGGUUCUUCAGGUUGAGGACCAGCUAACUUCAAGCUCAGUCUACACCUUCCACUUGGACCCACCCAGAGACCUAUCAGAAGCUGCACCCGUUAAUCCAGACGCCGCUCUCAAGACCGAUUCAUCAACCUCUGGUACACGCAACGCUAUCUUCAUGAGUGGCCUUCUCAAGCGUGACGAAAGCUGUACUUUCACCGGAAUGGUAGACUCUCACUGUGAUUCCGUACAUUUGAUCCCAUUCUCCAAGGGUCCAGACUUCUUUCAAGCCGUCGUCGAUAGCCGUUCUCGCUCAACCUCACACGUCUGUGAAGAAAACAUUCCUUCGCUCGGCGACGAACUCUCCAAUGGUAUCUUACUCUGUCAAGAAAAUCGCAUGUUGAUAGAUGAGAAGUGCCGAUAUUCCAUCUCCUCCGACUUUUCGCAUGUUCCUCUCGAAAGGCAUCUGUCCUAUCCGCCAGAAGAACGCUACACCCUUCAGCAAAUAUCUUUGGUCGGCAAGUACCUCACUCACCAAAAAGACUCGGUAUGGACACCCAAUAACGUCGAUGCCGCUUGUGUCACGGCGACCGGACUGCCACAACCAUCUGUGCUCCUUCUUCACUAUCGUUAUGCCGCCAACGUCCUGAUACUCUGGGGACGAAACACGGAAAAACUCUCAGAGCUGGAAGGCUCCACCACACGGCGUCCUAAGCCUUGUGUGGGUUCUUCUACGAAACAAACUUCCGAAACAUCGGACGAUCGUCUCUCCGCAAAUCCACCACACUUCCCAGAGCCUUCGCAAAGAGUCACUCAGGCUGGUGGUGCCUCUACUGAAGCCAAGGAUUCCAUGGAUCUUCUGCUCGAAAUCCCUCACCUCCGUCAAAACAUCCUUGACGCACGAGCCGCACGACAGGAAGAGCUCCGAAUAGACGUACUCGAUUGGCAGAGCAAGACCACAGAUUCACAGAAAUGA
Messenger RNA from Stereum hirsutum FP-91666 SS1, 1128 nucleotides. RefSeq lists its product as uncharacterized. Lineage: Eukaryota; Fungi; Basidiomycota; Agaricomycetes; Russulales; Stereaceae. The coding region runs from base 1 to 1128 and encodes 375 amino acids. The transcript has 4 exons. The record is from RefSeq and is a predicted model, not a curated record.